Messenger RNA from Durusdinium trenchii, 740 nucleotides. The record is from the annotation of a GenBank genome assembly. NCBI's taxonomy places the organism in Eukaryota, Dinophyceae, Suessiales, Symbiodiniaceae.
CGUAGAUUCAGCCUACUUCCGCAGCGCCAGCCUGCCCUUUUGGAGCAAUGGCCCUGCCGGAUUACUACAGCGUCUUGGGGGUUGAGAGGGAUGCACGGCCUGCACAAAUCAAGAAGGCGUACUUCCAGCUGGCCAAAAAGAUGCAUCCAGACCGCCAUCACGGUACGGACAUUGAGUGGGGCAACUCAGACCGAAGAGGGGAAGAGCCCAGCGUCCCAUGGCUUGCGAGGCUGCAAGAAAUCAGUCCCGCCUUUGGAACACAUGGAAGACAAUUGAAGGCCUUAAGGAAAGGGGCAAAUCAUGCCUUCGAGCACCUCCAAAAGGCUUACAGUGUGCUCUCAAGCCCCGAGAAGCGACGGAACUACGACGCCUCCUUGGGCAAAGCGGGAGGAUUCUCCUCAGCCGCCCAAGCCUUGCGAGGUCAGGGGAGCAUGAAGGAAGGGCUUUCCUGGCUACACUCGCAGGAGAAUGUGAAAGGGUCGAUCCCGUCCAGCCGAGUGUCCUUCAGGAGGAUGUGGCGCGGCACCUGGAAUGGCUCGAGGGCAAGGCCCUUGUUCGGUCCUUUGAUCUUUGUCACGGGGAUUUUUGCGAUGUUCCGUGGCAUUCCUAUGGCUGCCAUGUAUUUGCUGGAAGAUUCUGAGCGGUUGCAUCCACCGCCAGUGAAGUCCAACUGAUUCAGCAGCAUGUACAUAAUGUACAUAGAACAGAUCGCUUUUGCCUGCCUGUGCGAGAAGACUGCG